This is a messenger RNA of Schizosaccharomyces osmophilus, 1200 nucleotides long. It is a transcript of the gene gnr1, whose product is annotated as heterotrimeric G protein beta (WD repeat) subunit Gnr1. Bases 1 to 1200 code for a protein of 399 amino acids. The record is from RefSeq and is a predicted model, not a curated record. NCBI's taxonomy places the organism in Eukaryota, Fungi, Ascomycota, Schizosaccharomycetes, Schizosaccharomycetales, Schizosaccharomycetaceae. Gene Ontology annotation, molecular function: protein binding. The transcript has a single exon.
AUGUCCAACACAAACUUUCCUAUUCAAAGAGAAGAUGAACUCAAACAUAACUUGGCUCAUAAAGUGCUGCCUCCUUGGAGACGAUACGAUCGUUUCGACAUAGAGUACGUGCGUCCUAGCCUUCAAUCCUCAAAAGGUUUAAACUUUUUUCAAACGCUGAAGUGGUCGCCUGGCGGUAGAAGCAUACUAGCGUUGACGGAAAAUCAAAAACUGACGAAUUGGCCAAUUUCUACAAGAGACACUGAUACGAAAGAGCAAGCUUUUAUACUUGGUAAGGAUGAGAAAAAAGCUGUCACCCCUUCAGAAUGCGUAUAUAGCUUUGCAUGGCAUCCCUUCCAGAACAAUGAAAAGCAAGAUUCUGAUUUGUUUGCGUUCUCCACUAAAGACUAUCCUAUCCAACUCUAUAACAUUGCAAAGCAACAAAGAGUAUCUUCGUUUUACAUAGUCGACCACCGUGAACAAUUCACUGGCUCUCAUUGCAUGGAUUUUACUCCAGAUGGUGAGUAUUUAAUAGCUGGUGGAACAGACAAUGUGUACUUAUUCAAUGUACAUCAAGGUCAAAAGUCUCCUGUUUCUACAACACCAACUAGCGGACAUGGAUUCUCGACGUGGGAACCCACACUCGACGGAGUUCAAUCCAGCAUAUGUCUUAAUCCUCAAAACCCUCGGACAGUUGCUUUGGGGACCUUCAAUAAUACCGUUGGUAUUUAUGACAAUUAUGGGAGCAGGCCAUGUCAACUCAAGUUUUCGUUGGCGACUGGUACCGGAAUUACGUGUAUGAAAUGGUCGCCAGACGGGUGUAAGAUGUAUGUGGGCAGUCGAAAAAGUACCCAAAUUGAAGUUUGGGAUACUCGUUACGCGCAGGAUAUGCUAUAUGAAUUAAAAGAUCAUAAAGGCGACACCAACCAAAGGAUGUCAUUUGACACUUUUGGAUAUGAAGGACUCAUAAGUGGAGGCACUGAUGGUUGUGUCUCAGUUUGGCAGGGGACUGAACUUGUUGAAAAAAUCAACGUAACAGAUCAAAGAAACGUAACAGUAGCAGCUGUCCAGAAGCACCCUUUGGAUUCUUCUUUACUUGCUUUGUGUUAUGGUAGAAGAUCCGAUAUUAUGGAUGAUGAAGACGGAUUUUCUUCAAUGGAGUAUUGGAAUUCCGCAUUCUCUUCUCUUCAACUCUGGGGGAUGAACAAUGCUUUCCCUUAA